Hansenula anomala is the source of this 2343-nucleotide messenger RNA. RefSeq lists its product as uncharacterized. The record is from RefSeq and is a predicted model, not a curated record. The transcript has a single exon. NCBI's taxonomy places the organism in Eukaryota, Fungi, Ascomycota, Saccharomycetes, Phaffomycetales, Wickerhamomycetaceae. The coding region runs from base 1 to 2343 and encodes 780 amino acids.
AUGAGUUCCAACUUAAUUGAAGAAGUCAAACAAGAGAUUGAGACCAACUCAGCAAUAGCUACUCAUCAUGAACAAGCACAAACACAAAAGCAGCCACAAGAAAUUGAUUAUUCACCCACAACUAGUAAAGAUGAGCAGGAAAAUCUUUUAAGACGCACAAACUUUGGCAUCUUAUUCCUUGAAGCUCUAGCCAAAGAAAUUAUCAAGCCAAUAGCAGAGAUUCAAAUACAGAACAUUUUCAAGAUUGAUGAAGCUGGUCCAGUCAAAAUAAACCAAAUUACAGUCUGGCUCCUUUGCCAAAGUAUCAAUGUCAAGAAUGUUUUGACCCCAGACUAUAAACAUAUUAUUCCUCACCUUUAUAAGUUGGUGCUAAUCUUACCAUCUUUGGUUUUAGUUGAGGUGAAUCAUUUGGAAGCGCCAUCAGAGGACCCAGCAGUCGAAAUCCCGACAAGCAUAUCUGAGAAAUCAACUGCAGCUUCAAUGCCAAGAUCUAGAUCAACAUCAAGCAAUUCUAAGAAAAUGAGAGAAUUAAAAUCAAUUUUCCCUUACGCUCAAGAUAUUCCUAAAAGUUUUUUCAACAAAAAAUUACAACAAAUGGAGCAUUACCUAAAUGCAGCCAUGAAAAAGAUAGACCCAUUCACAAUAUUAGUAUACAUUCAUGAAUCGUUAAGCGGGCUUUCCAAUACUUCAUUCGGAUUCAAGAAUAAUAUUAAAUCAAGCACCCCAGAAACUAAAAUUGCUGAUAUUUUCAAACAACAAUUCGUUGAUCCCGUUAUUUCUAUUUUUGAAGUUGUGCUCAUUCAAAAUAAAAAACAUAUAAAAGCGGAAAGAGAAAGACACUUUUCAACAUUUUACACAAUCCCGUCUUCAGAUAACUCUUCUGAAGCCCUGGAUGUUUCAGAGCAUCUAUUUCCUGAUUUAGUUAUAACUAGUGCAUUUGAAAGUGGAAAAGAUACAAUAGAGCAUAUAUUAGAAUUUAAGAGACCCUCUUUAUUCAUUUAUCCAAGAUCAGGAAAACUUGUUGAAUUCGAAAGAGACAUCAAGUUAGGUGCAGUCUUGAAACAAUUGAUUUAUUAUUGUUACUCGUUAAAUAUUGAUAGCUUCUCUGUGACUGAUGGGUUCGGUUUCUUAUUUAGCAUUUUAGACGAGGGCACGUAUGAUAAAUCUCAGUCAAUUGGUGAACAAAAACCACAACCAAAAACCUCUGAAGAUUAUGUUCAUCAGAAUAUAUUGAGGUACAUCACCUUCAAUGGUUUAGAUACAGAAACUUAUAAACCUUUAUUCCAAGAAAAUGACCUCCAAACUAGAAUGCUAAUAGCCUUGGUUUUGUAUCUAAAGAUAUUUAGUGGUGAACUUGCAGGUCAAGAUUCUGAUGAACUGAAACAAAAGAUGCAAUCCAUUUUUGAUAAGGCUAAAAAGCAGCGUUUUGAAGUGACACUCGCCACAUUACCGGAAGAGCAGAGCAAUUCAGCUACACCUGCUCCAGCUACUCAAAACUCAAAUGCUGGUAAGAAGGUAGCUGUUGAUCCAAACACCAACCAAGAAUCCGCCCCAUUAUCUCCAGCAAGCUAUAACUCCCAACAAUAUGCCACUACAAUGACUAGUGCUCCAACAACAGCUGAUAUUGAUGAAAAGAAGUUCAUAGCAAGGAUCCCAUUCAAUUUCAAUGAAUUUAAAGUGAUCCAAGAUAGACAAUCUUGCAUGACAAAAGUUAUUAAAAUAACUAGAAAAGGACUUCAACAGUAUUUCAUUAAACCUGGAAGUUUCCUUGAACCGAGGGGUCACGAUGAUACUGAUUAUAAUGUUGUAUUAAAGCUCUAUAGUUUUAAUCAUUUAGAAAAUUAUUUUUGGAAUUUUUUUGAUAACUAUAUGAAGAAAACUUUUGAUGAGUUUGUUGAAGAUACCAUCGAACAAUAUGAGACUGAAGUGGGAAUAAAUAAAAUUAUUAAGGAUUUUAAUGACACUGUUGAUGAUCCAUCCAAAAUGAUAAAUUCACCAAGAAUGCUAGCUUUUGGGCGAAUGACCUCUGCCAGGGUGCUGACACCCUUUGAUGGAUACUUCAUUGCUUUCGAUGAGGUGAAAACUGGUAAUAAUAAAUUUAAUGGAAAGCAUAUGGAAGGGUUAAUUGAUGAAGUACAAAAGCUUCAUAUGGUCAAUAUCGCUCAUGGCGAUCUCGCAACCAGAAAUAUUUUGGUUGAUGAGUACAAUAAAGUCCACCUAAUUGACUACAACUGUGCUUUUAAAAUUCCAGAAAAUGAUCAAUCAAGACGUCGUUAUGGCCUUGACUUGGAUAAUGAAAAGCUUGCUCAGAUUGAAAGUAAAAUCAAAAGUAAUAUUAUAUAG